CCGCUUGAUAAAGAAGCAAGAAGACCUACACGGCACGGCUCACAUACACAUACACACAUGACGCAAGGAAAAAGAUCCUGCUUCAACGCAACGUUCCCUCCACACGAUACUACAAGACACGGAUGGCAUGCAGUGACCUCCCCUCGUCCGUCAGCAUAGCACAAGCCUCUCAACAGCCACGUACGGCACGGCAAACAGGCAGGCAGGCUGGCGGAGAGCCACCCCGUGUCGAAGUGCCAGGCCAACCAGCUGCCUGUCUGCCUGCCUGCCAGCCACUCUCCCCUCUCACCAACGCAACGUGCCCCGGUGAUGAAGCCAGCCGGCACUCGUAUGUGGCUAGAAACACAUUCACAUGCAGACUGACAGACAGACAGACAGUCACUGCCCCGCCCCUACUAAGGCGCACUCAUGCACACACCCAGGAUACAUAGUCAGUAUGAAAGCCAAGCCACCCCACCCACACACCAUCCAGACGACCGCUCGUUGAUUGGAUUGGCUCAGGUGAAUGAGGGGUAGGGUCGAGCCAGAGGGCGGUAGAAGGGACGCUCACCUGAGAAGCCAACACACACACCAGGCAAGCAGACACGAUGCAUGUCAUGCAUGCGGGUCAUUCCUCACGUCCGUCUGUGUAAGGCCUACCGAGCACUUCGGCGCAUGGGUAAGGUCCGCAUCUGGUCACCCUGCCGAUGUUGCGGCCGAUGUAUCUGUUGGGCUGCUGCAGGCGGCGCCUGCGGCCCUUGCUCGUGUCCUCAGCCACCUCGCGCUCGAAGGGCGCGCUGAAGACCACCUUGCCGUCGGCGUCCGUGAUGGCGUAGCCAUCAAGGUCGACGGUCAGCUUCGAGCCGCCCGACAGGUGCAGCGUCGUGGUGUUGUCGGUGCGGGUGAUGAAGUCGAUGCGAUACAGAUUCUCGGCGUUCUCGCCAACCUGAAGGGAAAUCACCCAGUGCAUCCACCCGGAGGGUUAUGUGCUUGCGGCUGUGUAGGUGUGUGGGUACCGGUAUGAUGACGGUCUCGACUGUCUCGAAGUCGGUGAGAGGGGAGGUCAAGAAGUCCCCCAGGUUGAAGCGGUCGCGGGCCGACCGGGUCCGGAUGGGCACCUGCUUGCCCUUCACCAUCAGAACGUUGGCGUCGUUGACAGAGGUAUCCUUCAUCACUGCACACACGCACACACACACACACACACACACACAAUGAGAGUGCGUUCACAGUGCCUCCUGCAUCACAUGCGUACCUGAGAUGCCGGCAAUGACGAGAAGCAGGACGAUGGCGAGCGUGACGAGGUAGCCGAUGCCCAUGGCGGCAAUCCCGCGCCACAGCUUCCUGUUGGUCUUCUGCUCACUCACCAUCUGCACACAUCACAAAACACACAACACACAACACAAUGUGUCUCAUGCGUGUGGGAGAGAUCUCGCACGUGAUCCCUUCCGCCUGCCCUCCCUCACCUGCUUGGCGGCUCUGGCAACCUCCUCGAGCGAAAACUGACCCGAGCCAUCCGAGUCCCACGACUGUCAGAACGCACGCACACAAGACAGGACGUUGACGACGUUCCUUCGCCCUCCUUCUGUCCUUUCAUGUGCGUGGCGUACCUUGAGGAUGUUGACUAUCCGGUCGGAUUCUCCUCCGCUGCCCACAGCCACCUUGAAGGCUUCAGUACGGGUGCUUGGAGGCUCCACUUUGGCCAUCGUCGCUGGUUGAUGCGACACGUCAGAUGCGAUUGAUUCUAAGUGUUUGAA
Messenger RNA from Vitrella brassicaformis, 1733 nucleotides. NCBI's taxonomy places the organism in Eukaryota, Vitrellaceae. The record is from the annotation of a GenBank genome assembly.